CCUGAUCGAUCUUCAGCUGUGUGAAGAAAACGUGAAACUGAAACUCGGAGUCGUUGGAUCAUGUGACGCCACAGAAGCUAAUACUUAGCGCGCUAGCACGUGAGUAGCGUAAACACAUGAGAGACGUAACGGCCGGGGGGGAAUAAGCAGAUGAAUAUCAACGUUUAUUUACUUCUUCUGACAAACGGCAGAGAGCUCUCCCCUCCAGAGGGCGCUCUUCUGAAGGGACAUGACCACAUGACAGAGAGCGCCCCCUGGUGGCAGAAGGUUCCACACUGUGCUCCUCAGCUGUGUGUGUGUGUGUGUAUGUGUGUGUUAGUGUGUGUGUGUGUGUGUGUCCCUGAGGCGUCUCUUGAUUUAAUCAGUGGGCUGAGAUUCUCGGUGCCAUGGAAACCAGUAGGACUGGAGCACACGUGUGGGAGGAUCAUGCCUGUCGCCAUGGCAACUGGGUUUCACUCCUCUCACGUGUCUGCGCACACGGAACCUGCAGACGCACACGUCUCAGUUUCUAACACAAUAAUCAUAACAUGCUAUAAAUAUUAAAAAUGAUAAAGACGCUAAAAAUAGAACAGACAGCCGCCUCCCUCUGGACAUUGAUCCAAUCAUAGGACAGAUCUCAGGUCACAUGACGACGCCUCUGAUCCGUCUUCACUUCUCCAUACCGUUGCCGUGGUAACAGAAGACACUAAAUACCUCCAGUACUACACUAAUACCAGAACUACACUAAUACCAGUACUACACUAAUACCAGUACAGUGGGACAGUAUUCACUUCAAUGAGUACUAGAGACCAGACCCACAGUUUUAAAUCUACAAACUCCCUGUACUACACACUCUAGUAUCUAGUACUCAUUCUAGUACACACUUAAGUAUCAAAUCUAGUACUUGUUGUAUUUAGCAGGUGUCCCCGCCUCCAUGACUCGACUCGAUAGGCUGAUGGAAUGAACCAUUCCAUUUUUUUAGGGGUGACAGGUUUGUUUCUUCCUUCUCUUUGUUUCUUCAGGCCGAUGAUGAUGAUGAUGUCGGACAACUUGGAUCAGAGCGAAGACGUCCUCCCCCCCCAUGAGCUGGAGCCCCCCCGGGAGGAGGACGGACACUGCCCCCUGCCCUUCAGGCUGCAGCUGAUCGAUGACCUGACGUAUGAAGACGUGAAGAAGUGCUACAGAGGAUCAACGGUCAGCAAAUACAACUCUCAGUACCACAAACUGUUCCAGACUGUUCCUCAAGAGGAGAUCCUGAUGAAAGUGUACUCGUGUGCGUUGUUGAGGGACAUCCUGUUGCAGGGCCGUCUGUACAUCUCCAGGAACUGGUUGUGUUUCUAUGCGAACCUGUUUGGUAAAGACAUCAAAGUGUGUAUCCCCGUGGUGUUGGUUCGUCUGGUGAAGAAACACAGGACCGCCGGCCUGGUGCCGAACGGCCUGGCCAUCACCAUGGACACUGGACAGAAGUAUGUGUUUGUGUCCCUGCUGUCCAGAGACAGUGUGUAUGACGUCUUGCGGAGGAUCUGCACUCAUCUGCAGGUGAACGGGAAGAGUCUGAGUGUGAAACUGUUCCUGGAGGAACCCAUUUCUCUAUCAAUGGACGAGUUUCCAGAGGUGUUGAAGUGGAGGAGGAAGCCGUCGCUGCCCGUCGUCUCCUCGUCCCUCCCAGACCUGCUGGGAAGCUCCUCCCCCAGCCUCGCCGCCGACACGCCCUUCAGCACGCACACGCUGACCGACAGCAGCCUGGAGACCGAGAAGAUCCUGCUGACAGAGCCGGUACCUGAACUGGGUCACAUGGAGUACCAGCUGCUCAAACUCUUCAUCCUGCUUGUCUUCCUGCUGGUCCUGUCCUCCUGCUACCUGGCCUUCAGGGUCUGUCGUCUGGAGCAGCAGCUCAGUUUCCUGAGCAGCCAGCCGACGCCCAGGGAAAGGUGUGGAGAGGUGCCCUGUUGGCUGGCCAAUCAGAGGACAGGGACCUGAUGCCAAUCAAAAUGAAGUCAAAUCUGCACUUACAUAGACUUGCCAUUAGGGGGUGACGUCGAGAGGAGACCGAUGAGUGGAGCAGCCAUCAGCGGCUGACCUGUGACCCCGCCGGGACCUGGUUACCAUAGAGACGUCACAGUAGUCAACCAGUAGACUGACCUCUGACCUCUGACCUCUGAGGCCGUGUGUGUUUACGUGAACAUGUGGUGAAGAAAUAACCAGAGACUGAAAUGUCAGCCGCUCUCACUGAUGAAGAAUCAGUUCAGAAGACGGAGCUGAAGCGUUUCUCCUCGUGUUUUCCAUCGAGCUCCUGAACGCCACACGACUCAGGACCAUGUGCACACGACUGGAUCUGAAGCUCUGUGAUUGGAUGUUUGCUGGAUCUGAAGCUCUGUGAUUGGAUGUUUGCUGGAUCUGAAGCUCUGUGAUCGGAUGUUUGAUGGUUGCUGUAAGAAAAAAAAUUGAAAAAUCUGUUGCUGUAUUUCUUAACAUAGGCUGUAAUUUAAUAUGAAUCAGGUUCUUAAUAAAACACUCCCUGUGGUGGAAGAAGAAGUCAGAAAAUGUACUGUAGUGAAAGUACCACGACAGCAAAGUGAAAUGCCUUUUUUCAAGUACUUGAGUACUACCAAGGUACGAGCAGCGGCCUGGUCUCAUAUGAUCAUUUAUGACAUCAUGAUUGUCACGAUUCAGCUGCUGUAGGUUUAUACGUCUGUCAAAUGAAGCUUAUACAGUUUAAUGUUGUAACAGAUUUAUUCAGUUAAAUAAAAGGUAUAACUUAAGAUUAAGU
Platichthys flesus (European flounder) is the source of this 2749-nucleotide messenger RNA. RefSeq names its product GRAM domain-containing protein 2A. Gene Ontology annotation, biological process: regulation of store-operated calcium entry. The record is from RefSeq and is a predicted model, not a curated record. Lineage: Eukaryota; Metazoa; Chordata; Actinopteri; Pleuronectiformes; Pleuronectidae. Bases 940 to 1959 code for a protein of 339 amino acids. The transcript has 11 exons. Gene Ontology annotation, cellular component: organelle membrane contact site; endoplasmic reticulum membrane; extrinsic component of cytoplasmic side of plasma membrane. Gene Ontology annotation, molecular function: phosphatidylinositol-4,5-bisphosphate binding.